Messenger RNA from Cuculus canorus (common cuckoo), 1368 nucleotides. RefSeq names its product extracellular matrix protein 1 (gene ECM1). Lineage: Eukaryota; Metazoa; Chordata; Aves; Cuculiformes; Cuculidae. The record is from RefSeq and is a predicted model, not a curated record. The transcript is spliced from 7 exons. Gene Ontology annotation, cellular component: extracellular region. Bases 79 to 1323 code for a protein of 414 amino acids. Gene Ontology annotation, biological process: regulation of bone mineralization; signal transduction.
GCUGUGACUCAGCCCCGCACCCGCCCCGGCUCUUCAUAAGGCGGCGGAGGCGGCCGUGGGCCCACAGCGCCCGACACCAUGGCGGCCCUCAGCCUCCUCCUCCUCCUCCACCUCUGCGCUGACGCGGUGGCACCGGAGCCACACCAGCACGUGGCACAGCAGAGCGUGGCCUGGCAGGAGCCUGACAUCAAACAACUGCUGCAGGAGGAGCUGGACCCCCAGGUGCCCCCCGAUGUCCUGGUGGCGGUGAUGGGCACUGUGACCCCCCACCCUCCCAGCACCUUGGAUGGCUUCCCCCCUGCCUGGCCCGUGGACGCCGCCGUCACCCGCCAUUGCUGUCAGCCUCCUCGGCCGCCCCCGACCCCUCUGCUACCCCCUACCUCCUUCAGCCACCUGCGCCGGCAGGCGGCCGCGCUCAACGCCUUCCGGCCCCGCCUCGACGCCUGCUGCCACCAUGACACCCCGCUGUCCUGCGCCCGCCAUGCCUGGACGGAUGUUCUGGAUGGAUUCUGCGCUGAUGAAUUUGGGGUGAAGACGCGGCAGUUCCACUGCUGCCGGCAGCACGGCAAGGCACGGCGCCGGUGCUUCAUCCAGAGCUCCAACGCCACUACCAAGGCCAUCGUCAGCCACGAGGCCAUCGCCGUCACCACCUGGGACCCCGUCAUCGAGCCGCUCUUCCCGCCCGGUGAGCCCACGGAAGCCAACAUGGACAACAUCUGCCGGCUGCGGGCGCUGCGUCCCGGCCCCAACGGCCGCUCUGGGCCCCGUGUCCGCAUGCGACUGCGCCUGGAACGUGACUACGGCCGCUGCUGCCGCAACGGGAGCCUCACCUGUGCCCACAACGCCUGGCAGAAGGGGCUGGAUCGGUUCUGCCGGGAGGAGGCGGCAGUGAAGACGGGGCAGCACCGGUGCUGCCGGCACGGGGGUCCCCACUCCCGCGCCCGCUGCUUCGCUGCUGUCGCCCCGUUCCCCGCGUACGACCGCGAGCUGCACAACGUGAGCCUCGUCCAGCCCGACAGCGCCCUGCUGCGCUUGCUCUGCGCCCCCACCCGCCUGCUGUCCAAGAGGCGCCCAGUGCCGGAGCUGCUGGGGGCCGUGACAGCCGCGUGCUGCCCGCUGCCCCCCAAAAACCAAAGUGCCUGUGCCCAGGAGCAGCUCUCCCAGGGCAUCGCCACGCUCUGUGCCAGCUCCUGGCGUGACCCCCACGGCUGCUGCUCGCACGAGAACCCCGUUGAGCGGCGUCGCUGCUUCAACGCCUCGUACCUGAACAAGGUCACCCUGGGGGCUGCCGUGCCCCCCCCACCGCCCGGCCACGACGAGUAACCCCCCGCCACAGACCGAGGGGACAAUAAAGGUGCUGUGCUGUCA